Leishmania braziliensis MHOM/BR/75/M2904 is the source of this 2283-nucleotide messenger RNA. RefSeq lists its product as hypothetical. Bases 1 to 2283 code for a protein of 760 amino acids. The transcript has a single exon. The record is from RefSeq and is a predicted model, not a curated record. Lineage: Eukaryota; Euglenozoa; Kinetoplastea; Trypanosomatida; Trypanosomatidae.
AUGGCUGUGGUGUACCCGAGCGAGGAUGACGAGAGCGUGUUGGUUGGCUUCACAGAGAUUUUCACACAGCAAGAAAGCGUGCAUGCGGUUCUUUGCGUGGCAGAGCAGGAUGUGCAGACAGUAAGGGACGCAUGCAGCUCUGUGCUAGCGCAUCUCAGUAGCACAAGGCGGCUUAUUCUUGCCUCUGUCCCUCUCACUCAGACAGAGGACGCGCAGCUUGUCUUAGGAAAUGAUGACAGUAACACAGCAUAUCAGAUGGGCAGUGUCUAUCCUCACGUGCUGCAGCACAGCAAUUCCAUGGGGUACGACAUCACCCUCUCCGAGUCUGUGGGGGCUGCACCGCCACUGCUUCAUCAUCCAAAGCGCUUUCUAGGGACACAGCUCGACGCAAUCAACCUCAUGGCGGCAGAACUGGAAAGCGCCAAGGACACGCUGCUAUCUUUAAACGCGAGGUACGCAUACUUAUGGACCACGAGCGUGGACGAGCUGCGCCGCUACGUCGCACAAGAGGAAAGACGUCAGCAGAUGCGGCAGCCGAUGUGGGAGCGUGUCCGGAUGAGGCCCGCUCCGACUGAGGAGGAAACGCAGAAGGGGCCAGCACAUAGUCCCAUUGAUGAAGUGGGGCAGAGAGGCGCAGGCUCUCAGCAGGGAGACGCACUGAGCAUAGCUGAGGGGGCGCCAGAGGAGGACCCCCAAGUAGAGGCACCCUCUGAGUCAUUUGCGCAAGGGCCAACGUACCGCACACUGCUGGCGCUGGAUGCGUCGCAGCUGCCAUCGAAGCAAGUCCAGCGCAGCUUCAUGAAGUUCAUUCAGGCGUGCUUGUCUCUUCUAGAGUGGGUGGACAGCAUUUUAGGACUUCUCUCUGGCAGGUACGACGUACCGCAGGCUGGUACAUUCAAGGUUUCGAUGCAGCGCGAGUCUGCGCAGCGCAAAGUUGACACGGUUCUCGAGGCAAGCGAGCAGAGAGCGACAGAGCAGGCAACUGAAUCCGCUGGGCUCCCCGGGACCAAAACUGUGCGUGUUUUCCGCUACGAGAUACGCGACGUGAGCAACAUCUACGACAUGUUCUACCAGCAGGCGGAGUGCUUCUACCUCCCCGAGUACGCCCUGUAUGAUGCACGGAUACAGCAACGACUCCUGCAGCCGUCCUACUACUACGCCCUGCGCAUUCUAAUUGAGGACAUAACGACUGAGAUGACUCGGUUAGAGAACAUCGCCGGCUCGCGGGCGGAUUUGGUGCGCAACGACACUCGUCUGUCGCCCUUUGGCGCGUAUCAACGCGGCGCCUUUGUCCCCUACCCUGAGGCGUUCGGAAUGGGCAUGGACUCAUCUUUACCUGCUCCGCGCAACAGGGUAGCUGCGGGAAGCGGCGACCCAGCUAAGGUUGUCUUUCAGCCUGCGCUGCCACAGUUUGCGUUUCUCCGCAACACGCUGCGGGUGCUUCUCAGCGUCUCCAUCAACGAAGACGACCGAACGAGCUUCAAGCGGUAUGAGGAGCUGUACCAGGCUCUUGUGCAAAGUUCCAGAGAUGCAGUGGCCACGCUGCAGCACCUUCCAAAGCCUCCGUCAUCCCUUCUCGAGCCUGUUACACAGGGCAGGUUUGGCAAUAGGGGCCCCAGAACGGCUGGCCGCCCGUGCUGCGAGCUGGUGCUAGUUUCGCAGGAGAACAUCGCGCAGGAGGCGAGGUCGGGUGACAAAGUGGUGUGGGUGAUAUCUGCUGAGGACCGUGGGCGGCUGCGUGCUGGAUUUGAGGUAUACUGGGAGCUGAGGGCCGGCGUACACUCCUUAAAGUUGUCUCUCGAUAAGGACAUUAGCCGCAAAGAUAAGUCUCACCGCACUCGUCUGCUUGACGCGUGCGUGGCGCAUGAGAAGGACCCGGUGGCGAUUAUGGCCCUCCAGCACGAACGGGAGCUCCAUGAGGCGGAGCUCCGUUCUCGACGUGAGAACGGUGGCUGGCUGAGGGCUGCACGGGCGUCGCUGCGGUCACUGACUGGGAUCGCCACCUGCAAGGCCGAGGUUCAAAUGGAAGAUCUCGGCAUCCCGACGGUCCCACAGCGCGAUGAUGCUGGGGCGGAAAUGACGACUACCUCGCCCUACCACGAGGAGAAAACGUUACUGCAGGAGAGCGUGAACCGACUCUGGUGCGCUGUGGAGGCGCACGGUGUGCACAUGGAGCACGAGUACCCGGGCCUGUUCUACCGCGGCGAAAGGCAGCGUUGGACGAGGCGUGUCGGCUCACUGAUCGAGAAGGCUAACGCAGUCGGCGUGGUCUUCUCGCCGUGA